GAGAUCUAGAGGGGGAAAAUAAUGAGGUCUCCCUAGGUUUGGGAAACAUGGUCGAGAAGAUAAUGUCACUUAUGAGUGGAGGAAGAAAGUUACAGGAAAUAGUGAAGGCAGAUUCUCUACCGACACUGCUUGAGCUGACUCGUAGCUUGGAUGGUUCCCACCCACAGUGUCUGCAGCAUGUCUUGUGUCAGUUGAACUCUCACUCUAACCAACUCCCAUUCUUAUCACGUAUAACUAUAAAACUCCUCAGUGCUAACCUGGCAGAGAUCUCCACAUCGAUGUCUGUUGGAGAUGAUAAUCAACAAGCUAUUGUGGCUGGCCAGCGAGGUGAGGACUGUGACGAAGUCUUCACUGGCUGUGACAUCAUGAGCACCACAAAGAAAAAGUAAAUAAUUGUGCUGCUGCCGGAGAAAAAAUCAUGUACCUUUACUGUAUUUACAGUUGCAGCGCUGUGUGACCCUUAUGGGUUUAGCGUUUAAUUUGAUGAUGUAUUUAUAGUUACAUAUAAUAAAGACAAGUAAAUAUUAUGUACAAUGUACUGUAUUCAUAGAAAUACAGUAAUCACCAUGAUAUUAUAUAGAUUUUUUUGGGCAUACAAAUUAUACAUUCCUGUAGGGAAGCAGGUCAGAAUUCUUCCCUCUUAAGCAGUUGGUGUUGUACACAAGUGCUAGGAACAAGGAGCUGGUUACCCCUUCAUCUCUAAGUACUGACUAAACAGAGUAGGAAAUAAAUGUUUUCUACAUUGGGCACCCUGCCUGGGUGGGAAAUGGCUUUUUUAUUUAAAAAAAUAAAUAUGAAUAUAAACAUACGUACCAUAUUUAUAUUGAAGUGUUAAGUUCUUGGACUAUGAGUGCUUCAUUAAAGUGAAAUAUUACAUAUUUAAUCAGA
Messenger RNA from Cherax quadricarinatus, 888 nucleotides. RefSeq lists its product as uncharacterized. NCBI's taxonomy places the organism in Eukaryota, Metazoa, Arthropoda, Malacostraca, Decapoda, Parastacidae. The record is from RefSeq and is a predicted model, not a curated record.